Molecule: messenger RNA, 990 nt
Organism: Arachis stenosperma
Lineage: Eukaryota; Viridiplantae; Streptophyta; Magnoliopsida; Fabales; Fabaceae
Exons: 1
Coding region: 1-990 (329 amino acids)
Source: RefSeq, a predicted model, not a curated record
AUGAUGAUUGUAGCUCCUUUGGAGAUUUGGAUCUUUUCUGAGCUUGUGAACAAGGCAAGGGUUGUGGAAAAGUAUGCGAAGAAAAUGGCAUCAGCAAGAGAGAUUUGUGGAGGAAAUAACAACCAUGAAUAUGGAAAAUACUUUCAACCAAGAGCUCAAAACUUCAAGAGGGGAGGACAUGUAUCUCAAGGUCAAGGCAACACUAGGAUACCCACUUUUGAUCAGUACCACCAAGCGAGAGGAAGAGGUAAUCAGAGUAAGACAUCUCUGAAUUUAACUUGUGAUCGUUGUGAGCGUUUUCAUCCGAAUGACUCAUGCAAGUUGGGUAUAGGUGGUUGCUUCAAUUGUGGAUUGCCUAGUUACAUGGCGAGGGAUUGCUUCAUUGCAUUUGAUAAGGUUGAGGAUCUAGGACUGAAAAUGUCAGAAUCAGCUUUUGAUUUACAUGUGCAUACCCCGUACCAAACAUUUGUGACUAAAUCAGGUUGUAGGGAAUUAACCUUGAAGAUUGAGGAUAGAGAAUUUGUUCAUGAUUUAAUCUAUUUGCCAAUGGUUGGGUUGGAGAUGAUUUUAGAGUUUGAUUGGUUGACAAAGAAUCGGGUUUUGCUGGAUUGCUUUGAGCGAUCAAUUCCAUUUUUGCCAAAAGGGGAAGGUGAAGUAGUAGUAGCUGAGGGUUAUUACCUGAACUCUGUGUUGGUGAACUUUAGUAGAGAAGAGUGUCAGGGUUAUAUAUUGUUGGCUGCGAAUGCAUUAGGUGAUGAAUGGAGGUUAGAUCAAAUUUCGGUAGUUAGGAAGUUUCCAGAAGUGUUCCCAGAAGAUAUUCCUGAAUUCCCACCUCAAAGGGAGAUUGAAUUUGCUAUUGAAUUGGUGUCGGGAGCUGGACCAGUGUCGAUUUUGCCGUACAGAAUGGCUCCAAUAAAGCUAGCUGAACUUAAGACUCAGUUGGAAGAGCUUCUAAACAAGAGGUUCAUUCGACCAAGUGUGUCUCUAUAG